Molecule: messenger RNA, 4285 nt
Organism: Taeniopygia guttata (zebra finch)
Lineage: Eukaryota; Metazoa; Chordata; Aves; Passeriformes; Estrildidae
Source: RefSeq, a predicted model, not a curated record
GGGCGCCAUGAGGCGGGGCUGAGGCCGGAGCGGGAGCGGCACCGGGACCGGCACCGGCACCGGGACGGACACGGAGCCCGGCGGGCCCGGCCGCCGCGCCAUGCGAGCGGGCUGAGGGGCGGGCAGCGCCGGGGCACGGCACCGAGCGCCGCGGGCGCGCCUCCCGAAGAAUUCAAGGUGCUGGUGUCUUACCCUGCCUGGAGCCUGAGGUCCCGUGUGCCCAUCCGCUUCCCGACGUCACCAAUGCGACCAUGGGAACUGGCAGUGAAUAGGCGGCCGCCCUCUGCCCCUUUUGCCCAGCGCCGUUUCUCGGGGGGACCCUGCAGCAGCCCCGACCACCUCCGGCGAAGCCCCUCUGCCAGGCGUCAGUGGGGACGACGCGAUCGACCUCUGGCAACCCUGCUGGGCCAGGAUGAGCCCCAGGUGCACCCUGCCUUCCCCCAGCAGCCGCACAUCCCUGUAGAUGAGCCCCGCGCCUACGCUCUUGCCAGCACGCCGCCACGAAUGCUUCACCCAGCCGCUCACCCACCCCACCAGAACCCAUUCAUGGUGGAUCUGCAUGACCAGGUGCACCAGGGACCUGUCCCUCUCUCCUACACGGUUACCACCGUAACGACGCAAGGCUUCCCCAUCCACGCUGGCCAGCACAUCCCUGGGUGCAGCACCCAGCAGCUCCCAGCAUGCUCAGUGAUGUUCAGCGGACAGCACUACCCGCUCUGCUGCCUCCCACCCCCGCUGAUUCAGGCAUGUGCCAUGCAACAACUUCCCGUCUCCUACCAGACAUUCCCCCCCAUCAUCUCCAGCGACCAUUACAUCCUGCACCCACCCCCGCCGCCAGUGCCCCCCCACCAGCCGCCCCACAUGGCCCCCCUGGGGCAGUUUGUACCUCUCCAAGCCCAGCAUCCACGUAUGCCUCUGCAGAGGAUAGACAAUGACGUGGACCUGCGAGGGGAGCAGCACCCCAUCGCAGGCUUCACAUACCCUCCGUCUCACCACACUCCCACGCUGUCGCCCUCCAUGCCGCUGCAUUACCUCCCCCACGACCCGCUGCACCAAGAACUGCCAUUUGGCGUGCCAUACCCCCAUAUGAUGCCCCGGCGGCUGAACACCCAGCGGUACCGGCUGCAACAGGCGCUGCCCCCACCGCCACCCCCUCCGCCGCCUCCUCCCUACUAUCCGAGCUUCCUGCCCUAUUUCCUUUCUAUGCUUCCUGUGUCGCCAACAGCCGUGGGGCCCACGAUCAGCUUAGACCUGGAUGUGGAUGAUGUGGAGAUGGAGAAUUAUGAGGCACUGCUGAACUUGGCCGAGCGGCUGGGGGAGGCCAAGCCACGGGGACUCACCAAAGCAGACAUCGAGCACCUCCCGUCCUACCGCUUCAACCCCGAGAGCCACCAGUCUGAGCAGACCCUGUGCGUUGUGUGCUUCAGCGACUUCGAGGCCCGGCAGCUUCUCCGCGUCCUGCCCUGCAACCACGAGUUCCACGCCAAGUGUGUCGACAAAUGGUUAAAGGCAAACCGCACGUGCCCGAUCUGCCGGGCGGACGCCUCGGAGGUGCAGCGGGAGGCAGACUGAGGCUGGCGGGCGCUGAGCCGCACAAUUCGCUAGAGGACAAGGACGCCGGGCUGGGGCGGGGGCUGCUGCCCGCUGCUAGGGCCUGACCCUGCGCUUACCCCCCCUCCCCAAAGCCUCUCCUCGGAUGUGGUGAGCAUUGAGCAGUCUGGGCUCCCGGCCAGCCCUCCUCCUCCCCGCCGGGGCACGGACUCAGCCGGACGCCUGCCCGCUGCGCUCCCAGGGCCCCGAAUCGUGUUGUGCUGGAGGCGGGAGGUGCGUGGCCAUGCCCUCUGCGUUCCAAAGACGCUGUUGUUGCUCCAUCACUUUCCAGGUCUUUGUACUCUCCUAGGGAAUUAGUGGUUUUUCCCUUUGUCACUAUUUUCUUUUUUACGAUAGUUUUUUCCCCCUUUUUCCUUUUCAUUUCCGUCAUGUUUUUGGUUCCUUGGCCGUUUGCCCUAGGGGCACGCAAGCGGCUCCUCCCCUCAGCGUUGCUCUCGGAGGACACGGGGAGGAGAGAGGAAGGAGCACUCUGGGUUUGAUGCCGGCAGCACCCCGGCCCCGGGGACAGCCGGAGGAGGUGGCUGGCAGAGUGUGGCCAAGGUGGGACACCAGCAACCCCACAGCGUGGCUGGGGCAGAAAGGCAGGAACACAGGAAUGCCUCUGUCCCUGCUCCUGUGCGCAGCCUGGCACGGCCUCUCUCCUGCCUCGGCUGCCCUGGGAGCCCCAGAGGCCUGUGGCUGCUUGGGGUCUUUUGCCAGUGGGAGGAUGGUGCUGGCGCAGCCCUGGCCCCUCUCCCUGUUCAUUCCCCUGUGCCUGGCCAGCGCAGCUCCCGGGGCCAGGCUCUGUGGCAUCCCUCAAGGCAGACAAGCUUGAGGAGGGGACACCAGCCCCGUCCCUAGGGCUUUGGGCAUGCGGUGUCCCCGGUGUGCUGCCCGGCCCCCGGCUCAUGCUCGUAUCUCUGUCCCGACGACGUAAAUCAAGGUAGCCCCGUGCCCCGUCCUGCUGGCUGGACGGCGUGGUUUCCCCGGCCGGUGGGCAGCGAGGGGCCGGCUGGGCUGCGGCCCCCAGAGCGGCGGGGGUUUUAUUCAUAACUUCGUGGAGUAUUUUCAGUGCUACCCUGGCCUUGGCCCGGCUGGUGCAGGGGAAGCUGUGAGCGGUCCCCUUGCCACCGUAUACCCCGGCCCUUGCAGGCGCUGGGGGAGAAGCCGCCACGCCGCCGCCCGGCUCCAUCAAUCCCGCGUGGCCGUUGUUUUGCAUGAUUAAUUAGCGAGGAGGUGACGGGAGGCGGUGGCAGGGGUGGUGGUGAGAGCACCGCCCUCCCCUCCUGGCGCGUCGCUGACGCCUGGGAGCUUCCGAGCGGACGCCAGCCCUAUGUAAAUGUUCACAAAUAUGCAUGCAUGUCUGACCAGCUUGGAACGUGGUCUUGGCUACGUCUAGCCGGCUGUGGGGUGAGGGGGGUGGGGAGAGGGGUUUUUGUGCUCAGCUGAUACUGCCAUGCACUGUACUGCACAUGUCCGCAACGCCACAGCAGGACCGUGAGACUUUCAGGGCCGUCCCCGCGGGGUCCGCGCCCGCGGCGGCGGCUGUGCAAGGGACCGGGGCGGGAGGGGCGGCUCCCCGCGGGGCGGGGGGCAGGCGCGGGGCUGGGCCCCGGCCGUGCCUCGGCCGGGUGCGAGGUGAGGGGCCGCGCCUGGCACACGGGGGGCACGGUGGUGUUCCCCACGCCGAGGGCCGGAGGGGCAGUGCCAGCCACCGGUGGGGUGGCGAGCAGCGGGGGGCUUCGGGCCGGCUCCCCCUCGCUGCCCUUUCCGCCCUCUGUGCGGAGCAUCGAGGCCAAGGGCCCCGGCCCGGCGCCGCCCGCUUUGCCGUGGCACCGGCACCGCUGGGCUCGGUGCCCCUUGGGCAGGACCCCGGCCCCUUCCCCGUCCCUCACUCAGUGACAGAUAACCAAAGGAGUCCCCGGCUUCGCGCCCCCGGAGACGCCCCCUCCUCCCCUCCCGCCCUCGCGGUGCCCAGGGAGCCAGGAAAGCCUUACGGUCCUUUGACGGCGACUCGAAAGCUCACAGCUCGUGUGCUGCAGAAUUUAUUCCAAUGAGCAGCUAAAAGUAUCAUUUAAAAAAAAUAACAAAAAGAAAAAAUGACAAAAAAAAUACUAAAAAACAAUUAUUUAGGGUGUUUGUGAUUGCUGACUGCGCUGUAGAUACCACUGUUUACCAAUGAAUUCCUGUGGUGGGAUAGUGGACUGUUUACUGUUCUAUUAUACCAGUCCCCGGGCCCUCCGGUGGGACCCCCGCGUUCCCCGCGGCUCCCCGGAAGGUGCUAGGACGUGUGUUCUGUGUUAGAAAGUUUUUAUAUAUAUAUAUAUAUAUAUAAAUAUAUAUAUAUAAUUUUUUUUGCUCUGUUACUUGCACAUUUUACAGUUACCUCAUUUUUCCCAUGUAUGUAUUUGAAAAAAGGCUAAUAUAUAGAAAAAAAAGGUUCUUAAAGCUCUAAAAGUGUUUGUUUUUUUCCAUUCCAUUGGAAUCAUAUUGGUUUUGUAGCAUUUAACAUAACUAGUAUGUUGUAUUAUAUAUAUGUGUAUUAUACUGAUUGAAAUUUUUAACAGAUUUGUACUUUUUUUAAAAUGAAAGUUGCUAGUUCUGCUUGACCAAGUAGUGCAAUCAUUAUUUUUUUUAAUGUUGUGGCUGAUUUUGAGAGGGAUAUUCACUAAUAAAUGUAUGAUGUAUACCAACA